AUGUCUUGGCUUACGAAGGUCACUGAUCUGGCCGGGAAAGCUGAGGAGAUGCUUAAUAAAAUCGAUAAAACAACUGGAACGGUCAUUCAGCAACAACGGGUACGAUCCUCAACUCCAAGUUUUGGUAGAAGCACCUCUUUUGCACAAAUUGACGAAACUCCUGAUGUACAUACCGAAGAGAUUGGGCGCAAUGGCCCCUCUCUACCAUCCCGAGCCCAUUCAGAAUUUGCAGGAGAGAAGAAAUAUAAGAAGAAGCUUCUUAAUGAAGGAUUUGCUCCUAGUACUUCGGUCACAAUUGAAACUGAGAAUUUCGAUGACCUAAUGAAAAUACUGAAUGAUGAUGGCCCUGCUAAAGUUAAUCAAGAAGGUAAUCGUAGUCGAAGAUCUAGUGUGAGAAGCGUCGUUUCAACAGCACAGAGUGAAAAUAAUGAAGCUGUUAUGUCCAAGCUUUGGGCCAAAGACUCGCAAAUCACAACGUUACGGUCCAAGUUAACUGAUAUUGAGAGGAAGCUGGAAAAGGCUCAAAAAGACUAUUAUGAUAUGAAAGCUGAACGAGACAUGCUUCAAAACAGAGUAACCAGUGAAACUUCCUUUGAGAAUGUAGAAGAAUUGAAACUGGCUAGAAAAAAAGUACAGGAACAGAAAGAUAUUCUUCAGGAUGAAUGUAAUCAAGCUAAACGAAGAAUCAAUCUUUUGGAAGAAGAAACACGAGCACUGAGUGACCAGCUACGACUUGCCAAAUUCAACUUAAAUGAGAAUAAGAAGGAGUUCGAUGAAUAUAAAGAAAAAGCCCAGAAGAUUCUUCAAUCGAAGGAAAGAUUAGUCGAAUCUCUGAAAGGAGAGAAUUCUAGUAACACAGGAGAUAGACCAGCUCACCUUCUUCAAGCUGAGCUAGAAGAAAUGAAAGUUGAAAGAGAUUUAGCUAGAGCCGAUCUAGAAGCAGCUCAAUUACAGCUGUACAAUCUUCGGUCAGAUAUGGAAGAACUGGAGAAUCAGUUGCGUGAGGAGAAAUUCCAACAAAGUGAACUUCGCCGUCAACAUUUAGAUGAACGACACUCAUGGCAAUCGUCUCUCAGCUUGAUGAAUGAAAAAAUCGACUGCUCCAAGAUAGAAAACGAUUUCGCGAAACAGGAAAUGAAACGGCUAAACGAUGAUUUUACACAGAAACUUGAGCAGAAAGAAGCUGAGGUGCGUAGAUUGAUCGAACAGAAUCGAUCCAGUCGGCGGAAUGACAACAACUUCCAACCCGUUGACAGUUCUUUGAGCGAAAAGCUGUUGAUGAAACAAGCAGAACUGGAAGAUUCUCAACGAAACAAUCAAAUUUUAUCACUUCGCUUAGAACGUCUACAGAGUUCUGUUAAAGAAGUUGUGAUACCUAUGGAACCAGCUCCAGCAGCCUUCCCUGUACAGAACCCGACAGCACGAAAUGCUAUAGGCUAUCCAGCAUCUCGAUUAUUUGUUUUCAUGUAUCUUUUACUAUUUCAUUUAUGGGUCUUCUUCAUAAUUCUCACAUAUACUCCUGAAACACACGAUAUUAAUCCAACACUAAAUGUAUCAGAUAGUUGA
Auanema sp. JU1783 is the source of this 1566-nucleotide messenger RNA. The record is from the annotation of a GenBank genome assembly. NCBI's taxonomy places the organism in Eukaryota, Metazoa, Nematoda, Chromadorea, Rhabditida, Rhabditidae.